This is a messenger RNA of Nelumbo nucifera (sacred lotus), 3207 nucleotides long. Its product is annotated as alpha,alpha-trehalose-phosphate synthase [UDP-forming] 6-like. NCBI's taxonomy places the organism in Eukaryota, Viridiplantae, Streptophyta, Magnoliopsida, Proteales, Nelumbonaceae. Gene Ontology annotation, biological process: trehalose biosynthetic process. Gene Ontology annotation, molecular function: trehalose-phosphatase activity. The record is from RefSeq and is a predicted model, not a curated record. Gene Ontology annotation, cellular component: cytosol.
GUGGCAGUAGUUAGCGACUUAGCGUAGCGACUAGUGAGAGCCGAGAGAGAGAGAGAGAGAGGUUUCUGUAGGUUCUAUAAGAACGUCGAUGCAGGUAGCAAAUGGUGCCAGAAAUUAGGGUGAGUCAGAGUAGGACGAUUAAUAGGGUUCAUGAUUCUGGGAUUUGGUUUUCCGGUCACGAUUUGUAUGGACUCGUGAGGAUAAGAUCUUGAUUGAUGUUUCUUCUAGUAGAAAUGGAGACCAAGCAAAACUUCUUGAGAGUGUAGAGCAAUUCGACUUCGUAGUUCAAUUAAUGGGGUAUUCUUCGUCUAUCUCGCUUAGUCAUUAAAAGCUUUUAGUUGUGUUGAAUUUGUUUUUGCUUUUCUUUCUCUUUUAAUUUCGGAAGAAGUAGGACAAUGGUAUCAAGACCUUAUUCGAAUCUCUUGGAGCUGGCCUCUGGCGAGUCUCCAUCCUUCGGGCGUAUGAGCCGGAGAAUUCCCCGUAUAAUGACGGUAGCCGGCAUAAUUUCAGACUUGGAUGAUGACCCAGAUGAUAGCGUCUCCUCUGAUCCUUCUUCCCCUGCUCCUCGUGAACGAACCAUCAUAGUAGCAAACCAGCUCCCGAUUAGGGUCCAUAGAAAACCAGAUAACAAGGGCUGGACUUUCAGCUGGGAGGAAGAUUCACUUCUUCUCCAGCUGAAAGACCGUCUUGGGGACGACGAAGUUGAGGUCAUCUAUGUAGGUUGCCUCAGGGAGGAGAUUCACCCAAGUGAGCAGGAUGAGGUCUCUCAGAUCCUACUUGACACCUUCAAAUGUGUUCCUACCUUUCUUCCAUCUGACCUAUUUAGCCGAUACUACCAUCGGUUCUGCAAGCAACAGUUAUGGCCGCUGUUCCAUUACAUGUUACCGCUCUCCCCGGACCUAGGCGGCCGUUUUGACCGAUCACUGUGGCAAGCGUAUGUGUCGGUAAAUAAGAUCUUUGCAGAUAGGAUUUUAGAAGUGAUCAACCCGGAAGAUGAUUUCGUCUGGGUCCACGAUUAUCAUCUGAUGGUGUUGCCUACUUUCUUGAGGAAGAGGUUCAAUCGGGUGAAGCUUGGAUUCUUCCUGCACAGUCCGUUUCCCUCUUCCGAGAUCUAUAAGACAUUGCCUGUCAGGGAAGAAUUAUUGAGGUCCUUGUUGAACUCUGAUCUGAUUGGAUUCCAUACAUUUGAUUAUGCCCGGCAUUUCCUGUCUUGUUGUAGUCGGAUGCUUGGGCUCACCUAUGAAUCAAAGAGGGGUUAUAUUGGGCUUGAGUAUUAUGGUCGGACUGUGAGCAUUAAGAUCCUCCCUGUUGGUAUCCACAUGGGUCAGCUCCAGUCAGUAUUGAGUCUUCCAGAAACAGAAGCCAAGGUUGCAGAGCUCAUCAAGCACUUCAUUGAUAGAGGAAGAAUUAUGCUACUUGGUGUGGACGAUAUGGAUAUAUUCAAGGGAAUUACCUUGAAGUUGUUGGCUUUUGAGCAAUUGCUCGUGCAGCACUCAGAGUGGCGGGGGAAGGUGGUAUUAGUGCAGAUAGCAAACCCAGCCAGGGGAAGGGGAAAAGAUGUGAAGGAAGUGCAGGAUGAGACUUACUCAACUGUGAAAAGAAUUAAUGAGACAUUUGGGCAACCUGGAUAUCAACCUGUUAUUCUGAUUGAUAAACCGCUUCAGUUCUUUGAGAGAAUUGCAUAUUAUGUGGUUGCUGAAUGUUGUCUGGUUACAGCUGUGAGGGAUGGGAUGAACCUCAUUCCAUAUGAAUAUAUCAUUAGUCGGCAAGGGAAUGAGAAAUUGGAUAAAGUCUUGGGGCUGGGCUUGUCCUCUCCUAAGAAGAGCAUGUUAGUUGUUUCUGAGUUCAUUGGGUGUUCACCCUCUCUGAGUGGAGCGAUCCGAGUUAACCCAUGGAACAUAGAUGCUGUGGCAGAAGCAAUGGACUGCGCCCUUGAGAUGGCAGAACCAGAAAAACAACUAAGGCAUGAGAAACAUUAUAGGUAUGUUAGUACUCAUGAUGUUGGGUAUUGGGCACAUAGCUUCCUACAGGAUUUGGAGAGAACAUGCAAGGGUCAUGUGAGGCGGAGAUGCUGGGGCAUUGGAUUUGGUUUGGGUUUCAGGGUUGUGGCACUUGACCCAAACUUCAGGAAGCUUUCAAUGGAGCACAUAGUGUCGGCCUAUAAAAGGACCAAAACUAGAGCCAUCCUUUUAGAUUAUGAUGGAACUCUGAUGCCUCAGGGUUCUAUAGAUAAGAGUCCAAACUCUAAAUCUAUUGAGAUCUUAAACAGCUUGUGUAGAGAUGAGAAUAACAUGGUCUUCCUUGUAAGUGCUAGAAGCCGGAAGGAUCUCAGUGAAUGGUUUUCUCCCUGUGAGAAACUGGGGAUUGCUGCAGAGCAUGGCUACUUUCUAAGGUUGAAGCGAGAUGCUGAAUGGGAAACAUGUGUUCCUGUGUCAGAUUGCAGUUGGAAACAGAUAGCUGAGCCUGUGAUGAAGCUGUACACAGAAACAACUGAUGGAUCCACAAUUGAGGACAAGGAGACAGCAUUGGUAUGGUGUUAUGAGGAUGCGGAUACUGAUUUUGGAUCUUGCCAAGCUAAGGAACUUCUUGAUCAUCUUGAGAGUGUCCUUGCUAAUGAGCCAGUUUCGGUCAAGAGUGGGCAGAAUAUUGUAGAGGUUAAGCCACAGGGGGUGAGCAAGGGACUUGUUGCUGAACGCCUACUUUCCACCAUGAAGGAGAAAGGAAUGGUGCCGGAUUUUGUGCUCUGCAUAGGAGAUGACAGAUCUGAUGAAGACAUGUUUGAAGUGAUAACCAGUUCCAUUGCAGGCCAAUCUUUAGCUCCUUAUGCAGAAGUUUUUGCAUGUACUGUUGGUCGAAAACCCAGCAAGGCCAAGUAUUAUCUUGAUGAUACAGUAGAAAUUGUUAGAUUGAUGCAGGGCCUAGCCUCUGUUUCAGAACAAGCAUUCUCCCUGUCAUAAAGAUUAUAGGCUUCAGUACAUAUAAAUGAGGUGAAUUCAUUCAGGCUCCUCCUUUCAUUGUAACUGUAUAGGCAGAGUGGUGUAAUUUUGUACUUUUUUUCUUGAUUUAUCUUCAGAAGAUGUAAAUUAUUCUAUUACCAUGAGAAGGUCCAUGUGGUUACCUUCUAGUGUUUGAUCUUAGCAUAAUACACCUGUAAAUUGAUAAUACAAUUUGUGAUAUAAAUCGUAAGCUUGUAGUUUUCAACUUUUA